AGAUUUUUUCUGCUAAAUAGAUGAUUUUAUAAACAAGGUUGAUAGUGAACAGACAUCGAUUAAAAAUGCGUUGGCGGAUACUGUUGCUUCCUUGAAAUCAGAGAUUGCUUCUUGCCUUAAGGAAAUGAAGAGUGAAAUUGUGGAUUGCAAUAAGCUAAUAAACAAUGUCGAGAUAUCAACUUCCAACAAAAUUACAGCGUUAGAGGAGGAAAAUAAUUGUCUGCAUAGAAGACUUAACCGUACUAACAUUAUAGUUACUGGUUUGCCUGCCGGUAUAGAUGAUCUGAUGCCUGUUAUUAUGAAAUUAGGAACAAUAUUUGAUGUUCCAAUUUGCACAUAUGACUUACAAUAUAUUUGCUAUAUGAAUAACAGGAAGUCUAUUUUGGUGAAAUUCAAUAGUAUCUUUGUUCGGGAUAAAAUAAUGAGUCAAUAUUUUAAAACUCGGUCUUUGAAGGUUCGUGAUUUUGUGGAUGGAGAUGUUGAUUUAAGAGUCUAUUUGAAUGACCACUACUCUCCUGCUGCUAGCAGACUUAAUAUGAUUUGCAAAAAGCUGCUUCGUAAAGACCUAAUUAAAAAGUUCCGAAUAAUGAAUAGUGACAGAUUGAGAGUUAAAUUAACAUUACCGGAUGAUUCUGAGGUGGUCUAUAGUCCUUCUCAAUGUGCUGAUUUGCUGGAUGAUGGCCAUAUCUUGUUUUUUUAUAAUGAUGCCUUAUAACCUAACAGCUGGUCCUCAACUCAGUGUAAAUUCUUACUUUAAAACUGCUUUGCAACAUCAUUUAGGUAAUUUUAAUGCUGCCCAUUUGAAUUGUCAGAGUAUUAAGCCUUCUGCAAAUUGUUCCAAGUUUGAUGAGUUAAAUGCUCUAUUGACUGAUGGUUUUUUUGAUGUUUUUGCUGUUACUGAAACGUGGUUAAAACCAUACAUAACAUGUCGUGCGGUUGAAAUUCCUGGAUUCAAUAUUUGUAGAAAUGAUAGAUUGAAUUCUAGAGGUGGUGGAGUUGCGCUAUAUAUUUCCAGUGGAAUUAAGUAUAGAAAAGUGUUUAAAACUUCAGAACUUGGAAUAUGUGAGUCGUUAUUUGUUGAAUUGUACCUUAACAAUACAGUAUUUCUAUUUGGAGUUGUUUACUUACCACAUGGUGAUAUCUGUUCUUUUGAAUAUUUUCAUCAUGACCUUUUUUUGAGUUAUAAUAAUAUCAUUAUUGUGGGGGAUUAUAACUGCAAUUUGUUUGAUACUGUGAAAUCUAAUUAUAUGAGAUCUUUGUGCUUUAGACUUAAUUUGGCUAUUGUUCAUAAUUCAAAACCAACACACUAUGAUAUUGCUCAUGGAUCAACAUCACUUAUUGACUAUUGGUUGGUUAGUGAUUUUUCUAUGGUAUGUCUCUCAGACCAAAUUCGUUGUCCAUCUAUAUCGCACCAUGAAUUUCUGUUUGCGUCUUUUGUGAUGAAAAUUGAGAAAUCUAAGGAAUAUGUAGAAUUCCAUGAUUUUAAAUCAAUAGAAUGGGAUAAUUUACUUGGUCUCCUAUCUAACUUUGACUGUUCUCAUUUUUACAGUGGUGAUGUUGAUGACCAAUGUUAUAGCCUUACUUCUCUAUUAAACUUACUUUUUUCUUGUGUUCCGGUAGUUAAAAAGAGAAUUUGUCGUAAAAACAUAAAUUGGAUGAAAUGUAAAGAAAUUCUAUUUGCCCAAAGUCUUAGGGACCUUGCGUAUAGAGCCUAUUUGUCUGAUCGCUCAGAUAGUAACUGGAGAGUUUUCUGUAAGCUUCGGAAUAAGGCCAAGAAUGUUAUUCGUAGAGUAAAGAGGUUACAUUUUUCUAAAGUUUUUUGGGGGCUUGAUUCAUCUGCUCUUUGGACGGUUCUUAGGGGUGCUGGCUGUGUUGGGAUUGAUUCAAUGACAUAUGAAGGUGAUAUUAAUGAAUUAAAUGAUUUCUUUGUUUCGGGUAACAGUACAAAUUC
Molecule: messenger RNA, 1951 nt
Organism: Lucilia cuprina (Australian sheep blowfly)
Lineage: Eukaryota; Metazoa; Arthropoda; Insecta; Diptera; Calliphoridae
Exons: 2
Coding region: 125-715 (196 amino acids)
Source: RefSeq, a predicted model, not a curated record